AUGCCAAAUGAAUCUGAGCCUCUACUGAGCAGUCCACCGCCCCGGGCUGUCUCAAAAUACUUGCGCGAAGAGAUCAAUACACACCGCGGCGACUUACUUCUCCUCAUCUGCUACAUUAUUACCGGCCUACUUGACAGCUCGGCAGUCUUUAUCUGGGGAAGCUUCGUCUCUAUGCAAACCGGAAACACGGUCUACUUUGGUCUUGGCCUUGUUGGCACCGAUGAUGAUCGCUGGAUCAAAUCUGGGGUUUCGAUCUGUGGGUUCUGCCUCGGAUCGUUGUUUUUCUCCACAUUCCAUCGCUAUUUCUCGCCGCGACUACGGUGGGUCAUCACCGUUUCAUUCUGUAUACAGUUCCUUUGUAUCGUGGUGGCCGCCACAGUCGUUACCGUGUUUCGUCCUGCGCGUGAUGCACCUCUGAGUUGGCUUAUUCUUCUGCCGAUUGCUCUGGUCGCUUUCCAGAGUAGUGGCCAAGCGGUUGCGAGUCGCGUCUUGAAAUACAAUGGCUUGACAAGUGUGGUACUGACCAGCAUCUAUUGUGAUCUCUUCUCCCAUGAAGAUUUCCUUUCUUUGAAGGUCUUUCGCAAUGCGGAGGAAAUGCGUCGACUUGGCGCUGUACUUUGUCUGCUGGUCGGAGUCGUGCUCGGUGGGCUCUGGGCACACAGCUCGAUUGGAAUGAUGGGGGCUCUGUGGACAGCUGCUAUCAUGAAGGCAUGUAUUGUUGUGGCUUGGCUUCUGUGGAAGGGCCAGCAUGAGUGA
This is a messenger RNA of Penicillium verhagenii, 756 nucleotides long. RefSeq names its product YoaK family protein. Bases 1 to 756 code for a protein of 251 amino acids. NCBI's taxonomy places the organism in Eukaryota, Fungi, Ascomycota, Eurotiomycetes, Eurotiales, Aspergillaceae. The record is from RefSeq and is a predicted model, not a curated record. The transcript has a single exon.